CGCAGGGGGGAGCGGCGGGGAAUGGCCGGUGGCGGGUGAGUCACUGCCGCAGCCCCACCUGCGUACUUAAUCGCCGCCGGGCGGCCGGCGCCGCACUCGCGGUUGUGCCGUCGCCGUGGCCGGGAGCGGCUCUCACUCCUCCUCCUUCUCCUCCUCCUCGCGGGGCGCUCGGCUGAGGCGGGGCAGCUGCUGCAUGAGCGUUGCUCUCUGGAGCUGCGGAAGCACCGACAGCGCUGAAAAUGCCGAAACCGAUCAAUGUUCGAGUUGUUACUGUGGAUGCAGAGCUGGAGUUUGCCAUCCAGCCAAACACUACAGGCAAACAGCUGUUUGAUCAGGUGGUUAAAACCAUUGGUUUGAGAGAAGUGUGGUACUUCGGUCUGCAGUAUGUAGACAACAAAGGAUUCCAGACUUGGCUGAAGCUGGACAAAAAGGUUUCUGCUCAAGAAAUCAGAAAGGAAAAUCCCCUUCAGUUCAGGUUCCGUGCCAAGUUCUUCCCAGAAGAUGUGGCUGAAGAGCUGAUACAGGACAUCACGCAGAAGCUUUUCUUCCUCCAGGUGAAGGAAGGGAUUCUCAGUGAUGAGAUCUAUUGUCCUCCUGAAACAGCAGUGCUUCUUGGCUCCUAUGCUGUGCAGGCCAAAUUUGGAGAUUACAACAAAGAUGUGCACAAGCCUGGAUACCUCAAUGCAGAGCGUCUGAUCCCCCAGAGGGUGAUGGAUCAACAUAAACUCUCCAGAGAGCAGUGGGAGGAACGCAUCCAGGUUUGGCAUGCUGAACACAGUGGUAUGCUCAAAGAGAAUGCCAUGCUGGAAUACCUGAAGAUUGCUCAAGACCUUGAGAUGUAUGGAAUCAACUACUUUGAAAUCAAGAAUAAGAAAGGAACUGACCUCUGGCUGGGAGUUGAUGCCUUAGGGCUCAACAUCUAUGAAAAAGAUGAUAAACUGACUCCAAAGAUUGGUUUCCCCUGGAGUGAAAUCAGAAACAUCUCCUUCAAUGACAAAAAGUUUGUAAUAAAGCCCAUUGACAAGAAGGCACCUGACUUUGUGUUUUAUGCCCCUCGUCUGAGAAUUAACAAGAGGAUCCUGCAGCUCUGCAUGGGCAACCAUGAACUGUAUAUGCGACGCAGGAAGCCUGACACCAUUGAGGUGCAGCAGAUGAAGGCCCAGGCCCGGGAGGAGAAGCACCAGAAGCAGCUGGAAAGGCAGCAGCUAGAAAAUGAAAAGAAGAAGAGGGAGACAAUUGAGAGGGAGAAGGAGCAAAUGUUGAGGGAAAAGGAAGAACUGCUGGUGAGGCUACAAGAGUAUGAAGUGAAGACCAAGAGAGCAGAAAAAGAGCUCUCAGAUCAGAUCCAAAGAGCUCUUCAGCUGGAGGAAGAAAGGAGACGAGCUCAGGAGGAAGCAGAACGUUUGGAAGCUGAUCGUCUGGCUGCUUUGCAAGCCAAGGAAGAGCUGGAGAGACAAAAUAUUGACCAGAUAAAGAGCCAGGAACAGCUGGCCGCAGAGCUCGCAGAGUACACAGCCAAGAUUGCACUUCUUGAAGAGGCAAGGAAGCGUAAGGAGAACGAGGUUGAAGAAUGGCAGAUCAGAGCCAGGGAAGCCCAGGAGGAUCUGGUGAAGACAAAGGAGGAGCUGCACUUGGUAAUGACUGCUCCACCUCCACCUCCACCCAUCUACGAGCCAGUGAACUACCACGUGCACGAUAACCUGCAUGAUGAGGGGUCUGAGUACUCUGCCUACAGUGCAGAGUUCUCCAGUGAGGGGAUCAGGAAUGACCGCAAUGAGGAGAAGCGCAUUACUGAAGCAGAGAAGAAUGAGCGUGUGCAGAGGCAGCUGAAGGCACUGACAGAUGAACUGGCGCAGGCUAGAGAUGAAGAUAAGAGGACCCAAAAUGAUAUCAUCCACUCGGAGAACGUGCGACAGGGCCGUGACAAGUACAAGACGCUGCGGCAGAUCCGACAAGGCAACACCAAGCAGAGAAUUGAUGAGUUUGAGGCAAUGUAACGAGUGCUUACAACAAGAAGGCAAGACUGUGGGAAAGGCAGAUCUUAAUGCUGUGGUUUUGGUUUUGUUUUUACCCUGAGGAGGGGCACUGUAUGGUAUUUAACAAAUGUUCUCUAAACCCAGAGGUGUUUGCAUCUCCCUUUUCUUCCAUACCAUGUAUUAAAUUUGGUAUAGUUAAAAAUCGAUCUUACCUCUGAUCCUGGUAACUUGCUCAUGCCUUUGCUUCGUGCCAAAAGGCCUUAUGUCACAUCUCUCUUUAACCAAAACAAAUCCACAUCUAGUUGUAGAGACAUGUCCUGUGCAGGUGCUGGAUUCACCUUGGUCUAAAAAUUAGCAACUGGGGGUGAAUUUUGUGCCAUAUGUCUUUGUGUUAAUGUCCAACAGGUGAGAGGUCACAAGUCAGGAAUUGCAAACAGCUGUGUGUGCACUGAUGCAUGCACAUGCACUCUGUUUUGUCUUUAUGUCCACCUGACACACAAGCAAAAGAGAACUGACAGCACCUCAGAACUGUACUGCAUUGAAAUAGGGCUUUUCCUGCUUGCUGUGCUUAACUGGAGAAGUGCUGCAGCAGCUCUGAAGUGUGGCACAGAACAGGGCACCCUCCUCAUGUAACAACUAGGCAAACAUUCUGUUGGAAUAAUACACUACUGUGUUUGCAUUCCAGUUUCAUAACUGAUCAGUUAUAGUGUAGUAUUUAUAUAUAUAUAAAAAUAUGCAGUAUGUGGAUUGAAGUAAGUACUAGUUCAAAAGGGAAAUAGUUUUGCUCUGUAUAUUUUGUUACUUUUCAGAUUUAAUGACUCGCAUCUGUAAAGACGCCUGAACACUGUAGUCUGCAGUAUAACUGAUUAUUUACUAUAAAGCAUUAUUUGUAAAGAUCAUUUUUUUACUUAAUGAAAAUUGAUAUGUACACAUGGAUCCAAUAUAUACAAUUUUACUGCACCUAUUUUUCUAACAAAUUUUCUAAUUUUUUAAAUGUUUGAUUUAAAGUUUCAGACUCCAAACAUGAAGGGACUGCUUGUUUAUAUCACAGGUGUAUCUCUCUAUUAGAGAGCAUUUCUGUGACCAUUCCUUCCCCACUGAUCUCCCCCUUUUCCUUGAAAAUCUGUUAGAAAGUGAGAUAACAGCAUGGUGUCAGCUCUUCUCUUCCAUUUACAACAUCUGUGCUGCUUUAUACUCGAGUUGAAUCUUCUUGUGUGGUGUUAUUUUUUUUUUUAUUUGCAGCAGCAAACAUCUAAAUAAAAGAUCUGCAAAGUAACAAA
Tympanuchus pallidicinctus (lesser prairie-chicken) is the source of this 3256-nucleotide messenger RNA. RefSeq names its product ezrin (gene EZR). Lineage: Eukaryota; Metazoa; Chordata; Aves; Galliformes; Phasianidae. Gene Ontology annotation, cellular component: filopodium; apical part of cell; plasma membrane. The coding region runs from base 240 to 1997 and encodes 585 amino acids. Gene Ontology annotation, molecular function: cell adhesion molecule binding; actin binding. Gene Ontology annotation, biological process: positive regulation of protein localization to early endosome; regulation of cell shape; positive regulation of early endosome to late endosome transport. The transcript is spliced from 13 exons. The record is from RefSeq and is a predicted model, not a curated record.